Molecule: messenger RNA, 873 nt
Organism: Ochotona curzoniae (black-lipped pika)
Lineage: Eukaryota; Metazoa; Chordata; Mammalia; Lagomorpha; Ochotonidae
Product: UDP-GlcNAc:betaGal beta-1,3-N-acetylglucosaminyltransferase 8-like
Exons: 2
Cellular component (GO): membrane
Molecular function (GO): protein N-acetylglucosaminyltransferase activity
Source: RefSeq, a predicted model, not a curated record
GGGCCGGGCUGAGACCCACGGCGGCGCAGGCUAGGGCCAGGGCAGAGCAGAGGCAGCAGGGCAGCGCCCGGCUGUGCUGGGGCUGGUGGGAGCUGGACCCAGAGCUGCCACGGGCGGGUCAUGCGCUGCCCCAAGUGCCUUCUCUGCCUGUCAGCGCUGCUCACGCUCCUGGGCCUCAAGGUGUACAUCGAGUGGACCUCGGAGGCCGGGCUCAGCAGGGACUCCCCGGGCCCCAGGGGCACCCUGCCAGACGCCACCUCGGCCAGCCCCGAGCCCACCCUGCCUGCCAACCUCUCCGCCCGCUUGGGCCAGCCUGGCCCGCUGUCCCCAGCUUACUGGAACCAGCAGCAGUGGCGGCUGAGGGCCCUGCCCAGUGGGGACGGCGCUGAGGCCGGGGACUGCCAUGCUUGGGGGGCCGCCGCAGCUGCCCAGAUUCCCGACUUCGCUUCCUACCCGGAGGACCUCCGCCGCUUCCUGCUGUCCGCGGCCUGUCGGAGCUUCCCACGGUGGCUGCCUGAAGGCGGUGUCGGCCAUGUGGCCGGCUGCUCGGCCGAGGACGUCCCUUACCUGCUGCUGGCUGUCAAAUCGGAGCCAGGGCGCUUUGCGGAGCGCCAGGCCGUGAGGGAGACCUGGGGCAGCCCAGCGCCUGGCAUCCGGCUGCUCUUCCUGCUGGGGUCCCCGGCAGGACUGGGGGGGCCCGACCUAGGCUCGCUGGUCGCCUGGGAGAGCCAUCGCCACCGUGACCUGCUGCUCUGGGACUUCCUCGACGUCCCCUUCAACCGGACGCUCAAAGACUUGCUGCUGCUGGCCUGGCUGGACCGCCACUGCCCCGACGUGGCUUUUGUGCUGCAGGUUCAGGACGAUGCCUUCGUG